CCCAAUAGUCAGUGACCAGGUCAAAAUGGAAGAUGAUUUAGAAGAGUUGAAAAGGCUUCGAAAGAUGAAAAAUAAAAACUAUCGCCGUAAGCAAGAAAGUGAUGAUGAAGCUGAGGAAACUAAUACACCUAAUAAAACGGACAAUUCAUUGAAAAACGACGAUUCAUUAUUCAAAACUGCUGAAUCUGAUAUGAGCUCCAUAAUGGGAUUUGCAAGUUUUGGCAAAAAAGCGCGAACAUUUGAUUUUGACGCAUUAUUUGAGCAAACAAGAAGAGCUGCGAAGGAAAAGUUUGAACAAAAGCACGACGAAAUGUCUCCUCCAAAAGUCCUAAAAUGCAAACAGCCAGUUUCUAAUGAAAGACGUACAGUCCCUUCACCGCUAAACGGCCGCAGACCGGAUGGUGGCUCUACUGACUCUUCUUCUGAUGAAAAUUCCAGCGAUUCUGAUGGUGAAAUGAUCGGACCCGCAGUUCCAGAAAGUUAUAAAGCCGAAACAGGUCAGGCAUCAAAAGCUAAAGAUCCUGAGGAUUCUGAUAGUGACGACAAAAGUUCUGUUAUGGUUAAUGACAGGUAUAAAAUCAUACCUGCAAGCCACGAAGUUGUUUUAGAGCAUGGUAGCAAAACGGUUUCAGCUAUCAGUCUUGAUCCAAAUGGUGCUCGUUUAGCAACUGGAGGAUAUGACUUUGAUGUAAAAUUUUGGGAUUUUGCAGGCAUGGAUGCAUCUUUACAAUCGUUUAGGACACUGAGACCUUGUGAAGCUCAUCAAAUAAAAAAUCUUGAAUACAGUGUCACUGGAGAUACAAUACUUAUCGUUGCUGGUAAUUCUCAAGCAAAAAUCCUUGAUAGGGAUGGGUUUGAGUUAUUAGAAUGUCCAAAAGGGGAUCAAUAUAUCACUGAUACUGCUAAAACCAAGGGUCAUUCUGCCAUGUUAAAUGACGGAUGCUGGCAUCCAAGGGUUAAAGAAGAAUUUCUCACUUGUUCAAAUGAUGGAAGUUUAAGAAUUUGGCACAUGGAUGAAAAGGCCAAGCAGGUAAAUGUCAUUAAACCAAGACAGCAAGGUGGAUUGCGUGCCCUCCCAAUUUCAUGUCGUUAUAGUAGAGAUGGCCUUCUUGUUGCUGCUGCAUGUCAAGAUGGCUCAAUUCAAAUGUGGGACCACAGAAAGCAUUUUGUAAAUACAGCACUUUUGGUUAGAAAUGCUCACGAUAGAGGGACAGAUAUUUCAUCUUUAGCAUUCUCUUAUGAUAAUAACUAUAUUUGUUCCAGAGGUUGUGAUGAUACUCUAAAGUUAUGGGAUUUAAGGAACUUUAAGCAGCCUGUUAAUAGAGUCACUGACUUAUUCAACAGAUAUUCAGUGACGGACUGCAAUUUUAGCCCUGAUGAUAGUUAUAUUUUUACCGGAGUUUCUUUGGAAAAACACGAAAAGAUAGGUAGACUUGUCUUCUUUCACCGUCAUACUUUUGAAAUAGCGUACGAGCUGGAAGUGGGAGACUCUGACGUUGUUAGGAGCAUGUGGCAUCCUAAGUUGAAUCAGAUUAUUGCGAGCACAAAGAGUGGUACUGUAAAAGUGUACUACAAUCCAAAUCUCAGUGAACGUGGGGCUAAGCUUUGUGUGGUAAAAGAAAAACGCAAAGUCAAGCAGGCAGAAAUGAUUUGUGAGCAGCAGAUCAUCACUCCACAUGCUUUGCCAAUGUUUAGAGUUGACAGAGCAAGAAGUACGAAAAAGCAAAUGGAGAAAGACAGGAAAGAUCCUGUAAAAUCUCAAAGGCCUGAUUUGCCUGUUACCGGACCAGGACAAGGUGGUCGAAUUGCUUCGGCCGGAAAUACCCUCUCAUCUUUCAUAGUAAAUAAUCUGGGACUAAAGAAAAAAGUUGACGAUACUCUAAAUCCUCGAGAAGCAAUUUUAAAGUAUGCUAAAGAAGCAGCUGAGAAUCCAUAUUGGGUCACACCUGCAUAUUCAAAAACACAACCUACACCUAUAUUUACUGCAGAAGAACAAAAUACUGACGAACCACCGAAAAAGCAGAUGAAACUUAAUUAACUAUUCUUUUUUAAUGCUAAAGUUAAAAACUUUGUACCAACAUUUAUGACUAAUGUAUUUUAUAAAUUUAUAAGGACCCAAUUUUUUUGAGGAAAUGCUUUAAUACUACUG
Messenger RNA from Uloborus diversus, 2149 nucleotides. RefSeq names its product WD repeat-containing protein 70-like. Gene Ontology annotation, molecular function: protein binding. The transcript has a single exon. Gene Ontology annotation, biological process: regulation of DNA double-strand break processing. The record is from RefSeq and is a predicted model, not a curated record. Gene Ontology annotation, cellular component: site of double-strand break; nucleus. The coding region runs from base 26 to 2038 and encodes 670 amino acids. NCBI's taxonomy places the organism in Eukaryota, Metazoa, Arthropoda, Arachnida, Araneae, Uloboridae.